GUGCUCGGGUAGUGACAGACAGAUGCAAUGCGAGUGAAGGAAAUGGCGGCUGAGCAGGACGAACGUUUCCCCUCCUAGAUUCUGCAAAAGCGUUACAUUCAUAUAGCCUUAUCAUCUGCUUUCAUUUGCUCUCUACUGCACUUUAAAAACUUUACCGAGAGAAUUGGAUGCUGUUGUCACCAAAGACGUUGACAGAGAAGAAACAGUGUUGCAGACACCAACCGAAUAUGAAGAAAAAAAUACAAUCCAAGAACAGGAAUCCAUCUUUAUACGAUCUCAGGAUUACUCCAUAUUUCAGAAGAAGCCUUUAUCACCACGCGUACAUUGCAGCACAGUGGAAUUCUUUUCUUCACAUCUCCCAGCUGAGGAAGUUUUGUUCAGAGUGCUAUUGACUAUUUAAUAGGGACUUCAAGGCUGAUUUAUUCUUCAACAUCUGUGAAGAUUUGCAGUGCCAGAACACACGGAGUGCAGUUCCUGCCAGCCUCAGUCUGCCGACCGCAAACAGCACCACCUCUGUCAAAUCCUGCGCCAUCAGCGAUGCCAACUGGCCCAGAAACCGCCAACGCCCGCCACAUCUCAGCCGGAAGCAACUGCUGAAAGUUUAGCGCCGUGUCGCGGCCCUCGCCGCCAACCUGGGAACUCAAGUGCAGCUCACGUCCAUCCACCGGGGGAAGCAAAACGCUGAGGGGUCUGAAGUAUUCUGCACCAAAGCUCACCUCUCAGGCAUGGCUCCCAUUCGGGACUCGGUCAGCCACUCCCCUAACCAAACAGGUUUGGAUCACGCUGGUCUGGACCCUCAGUAUGAGAAUUCACCCUGGAGCUCUGGCUCACCCUGCAGUGACUCAAACAGUAACUGGGGCAAAGUGAUUGUAGACAGCUGUGAUAAGGGAGCCUGGCCUUCCAUCACUGGUAGUGACCCUGAGCUGGCCUCAGAAUGUAUAGAUGCUGACUCUGUCUCCAGCUCCGGGUCUGAGAAAAACCUCUGUAUGAUGGCGUCUGGGAUUGCUGGUGGUGACAGCAAUGGCAAUAGGCAAGGCAGCAAUCAAGGUUCUCAUUUUAUGGUUGCAAAUGGCAGCAAUAAUAUGGCUAAUGGGAGUGUUAAGGGUCCUUGGGGCUCAGUGCUAAGCACAUGUCAAGGUUCUGGAGAGAGCCCCAGUGACAAGCUGGCAGAAGGUGGUCAUGGAAAAAUGAAUGCAUGGGGUACCCAAGGUCCCUCGACUAAUGGAGGUGUAAAUCCAAGCACUUUGAACCCAAACGCCAACCAUGGUGCCUGGCCCGUUCUUCAGAAUGCCGGUCCCAACUCCCACGGGGCUUUAGGCAAUGGGAACGGGGGUGCCAACACUCAACGAAGCACCAUAGGUCAAGUGCCCAACAUGCAGAGUGUAAACUCUAAGAUGUCUUGGGGAAGCCUGCAGGAAAAGGUGGUCGACUCUGAAGUCAAUGGUACAAGCAAGGUUCUAAGUGGGCCGCCUCAAAACCUUAACACUGAAUUUAACGGACCAAAUAACACUACUAACCCUAUGACCUCUAGUUUACCAAACUCUACAGGUUCACUGCAAAUGACUGAACGAUCCUGGCCUGUGAGCACAGGGGGAUCCCCUCAGCUCCAAACUUCUCCUGUCUCUAACGGCACUUCCAUUUCUCAGCAUGGCAACAGCGAGGGGAUGAACAGCGGGUCCUACGGUACAGCAUGGGGUGCUCCGCCCAGCACUACUUACUCUGGAGACAAAUGUUCUGUCCCAAAAGGCCAAGCUGUGGGCGACACUGUGAAUGCAACUCUAAUGCAGUCCGGAACUAAUGGAUCUUCUGUGAGCGCUGCUUCUUUCAAAAAUAAUAAUAACGGAAUCGUCAGUUGUGGAGGAGGCUGGGACUCUCAGUCCACUGCCUCUCAAAAUUUGACUUGGGGAGCAGGCAACAGCAUGGGUGCUGCUGGAGCCUCAUGUCCCUGGGGUAGCACCUCUUCUUCCUCGUCGUCCUCAUCAACGUCUUCAAACACUGGCACUAAAGUCUCAAGUGGGGAGUGGGGCGCAUUGCCCAGCAACAAUCAGCAUUCCAGUGAUGGCACAAGCGGGAGCAGGAAGGGAACAAAUGGGUGGAAGUCCUUGGAAGAUGACGCUCUUGGGAUAGGGAGCGGUUGUCAGUCAUCCCAAGGCAGCACAUGGAACAAAUCUACAGGCAGUGAAGGAAGUGGGGAAAGUUUGGGACCUCGUAGUGAGAAGGAUGGACAGCGCAGUGGCAACCGCAGGAGGGGCAACCAGCAAAGUUUGAUUCAAGCAGCUCUCUCUAGAACCGAUAUGGACCCAAGGGUGCUAUCCAACCAAGGAUGGGGACAGACCCCAGUCCGACAAAACACUGCCUGGGAUGUGUCCAGCUCUGAGAAGAAGGCUGUAAAUGGGUCACAAGGAUGGGGUGGUGCUUCACCCCAGACAUCAAUCUCCCACAGUGGAUGGGGAGACACCCCCAGCACCAACACUAAUGAUGCUGGUGCAUCUGGAUGGGGUGAGCAAAAGCCUACCUCUGGAUGGGGGGAGACCAAAACUCAGAAUGGCUGGGAAGACUCUUCAGCCGGAAUGAACAAAGGUAAUUCAUCUUGGGGUAACUGCAAGGAUGACAAAUCCCCUUCCUGGAGUAAUGGACAAAAGACUAAACAGGGUUGGAGUGGAUCUUCUGGAGAAGGAUGGGGCGGAGAAGGGUCAAGAGGAAACCACUGGGGCGAGCCGCAAAAGUCUGGAUCCGGAGGGUGGGAUAGUGACAGCGACCGUUCCGGUUCGGGUUGGACUGAGACAGGGCGUUGUAACACAAACAACACUUGGGGAGGUAGUGGAGGCACUACCACUCCUGACCAAGGUGGUCAAUCAGCUGGAUGGGGAGAAUCGGUGAAGACUAACAAUCAGAACCAAGGCUGGGGUGAGCCAAUCAAACCAAGUCACUCCAACCCAGCCUGGGGUGAAGCCACAAAAUCCAGCAACCAGUCAGAGUGGGGAAAAGGCCAGGAUGCCAAUGCAGGGACCUUCAGGGCAGGAAAUGGAGCUCAAACUGGAGCCAAAAACAAGCCGACUGGAUGGCUGGGAGGUCCGAUGCCUGCUGCUGUAAAAGAGGAAGAGCCGACAGGUUGGGAAGAGCCAUCACCUGAAUCUGUCCGGCGCCGGAUGGAGAUUGAUGAUGGCACUUCCGCAUGGGGAGAUCCAAGCAAGUACAACUACGGCAAUGUGAACAUGUGGAACAAGAACAACUCCGCAGAGCAGGAUAUUUCACAGCAGCAACCACCUCCUCCGGCCCCAUGCUCCAUGGGGCAAAAAGAGAAGAGCUCAGGAUGGGGAGAGCCAUUUGCAGGUCCUCAAAAGGCGGAGUCCUCAUCAUGGACAGAGCCUUCGGUGGACAUUGGUACGUCUGCGUGGGGAAAGCCGAUGGAUUCUGGGUCGAGCUGGGAAGAUCCGGGAAGAGAGAACAGAGGAAAUGGGUGGAACUCGCAGUCACAGCACAAAUCUGGACCGAAGCCUGUGCAGAGCAGCUGGGAUGGGGAGAUGGCGAUGCCUGCUCCCUCUAACUGGGGGGAGGAAGAGGAGGAGGUGGAGAUCGGCAUGUGGAAUAAUAACACACCACAGGAAGUGAAUCAGUCAGGAAACUGGUCCUACUCGAAGAAGGUCCCUCCAAAGAUGAACAAAGGCACUGGGAAACCUGACGAUCCAUGGAUGAACCAGUUUGUGAAGCAGUUCAACAGCAUGAAUUUCCCUAGGGAUUCUGAAGACUCCCUGAAGAGCAAUAAGAUGGACAUGCCUACAGGAAUGAUGGAUAAAAGGAUGGAUAUGGAUAAACAUAGUAUUAACAUGCCAUCAGCCUCACGCCACCCAAUCCACAAAGAUCCGUCGCCCAUCGAUCGCAAUUCGUACAUGGAGAAGAAUGUUAACAUGUACAGUGGUGGAAAUGCAGCAGCACAAGGCAGAAACUCCCAGCAGCCUCCAGCACAACCUCUGAACUCGACUCAGUCCAAUUUACGCAACCAAGUGCCUCCUCCACUGCUCCCCUCUCAGGUCCCUCCAUCAUUGUUGAAGUAUCCACCCAAUAAUGCAGGUCUGAAUACGAUUUUUGGUCCUCAGCAGAUGGCUAUGCUCAAUCAGCUUUCCCAGCUCAACCAGCUCUCUCAGCUUAAUCAAAUAAAUCAGCUACAGCGUCUCCUUAUUCAGCAGAAAGCUCAGAGUCAGAGAGUCAUGACUGGCAACACCCGCCAAACCCAAGAGCAGCAGGUCCGUGGAUUUCCUGCAGGUGCCAUGGUCCCGCCUCCUCGUCAUGUGGAUCCUCCCCUGCUGAAGCAGCACUCCCCCCCACAGCCUGCAUCACUGCACCAGCCCAAACCCUAUAUGGAUAACUUCAUCAGCCUGAACACACCCGACUUGCACAAAGAACACCCACUCAACUCUUUCACCAACUUCCCUUUAGGCUUGGCCUCAAACUUGAAUGUAAACAAUCCUGAUAUUGGGAGUGUUGGGUUCAAAGAGCCACAGUCCCGUCUCAAGAAGUGGACCGCCAUGGAUGUUUCUAUUAACACGCCACUCGAUCAAAACCCCAGCAAACCUGGUGCUAUGUCCUCUCUGAGGAUUGAAGACCCUCCCUUUGGUCCGUACGACUUUAUAAACCCCAGUAAUUCUCCCAUCAGCCCUCCUGGUUCAGUGGGGGAUGGCUGGCCCACUCGUGCCAAAUCACCUCAUGCAUCCUCUAAUGUCAACUGGCCACCAGAGUUUCGUCCCGGUGAGCCAUGGAAAGGUUACCCGAACAUCGACCCUGAGACUGACCCGUUCGUCACUCCUGGCAGUGUGAUUAACAACCUCUCUAUUAACACAGUGCGGGAUGUUGAUCACCUCAGGGACAGGAACAAUGGGCCAUCCUCAUCACUAAACACCACGCUGCCUUCCAACAGUGCCUGGACAUCCAUUCGUGCCUCCAACCACAGUAGUUCCCUCAGCAGUACAGCACAAAGCACUUCAGCCAGAAGCAGUGAUUCUAAAUGGUCUCCUGGUUCAGUGUCUAACUCCUCUUUAGCUCAUGAGCUGUGGAAGGUUCCUCUGUCAUCUAAAGGCGUCUCUGCUCCGUCCCGUCCCCCACCCGGCCUCACCGGGCAGAAACAGCCCUCCUCCUGGGGCAAUAGCGCACUGAGACUCGGUGCCUGGGGCAGCUCUGAACCCAGAUACACCCCAGGCUCCAGCUGGGGUGAAAGCAGCUCAGGGAGAACCAACUGGCUCGUUCUCAAAAAUCUCACACCUCAGAUUGAUGGCUCCACCCUGCGUACUCUGUGCAUGCAGCAUGGUCCACUCAUCACAUUCCACCUGAACCUGCCACACGGAAAUGCUCUUGUCUGCUACAGCUCCAAGGAGGAGGCAGCAAAGGCUCAGAAAUCACUGCACAUGUGUGUGUUGGGGAACACUACUAUCCUGGCUGACUUUGCAAGCGAGGAGGAGAUAAAUCGAUUUUUUGCACAAGGCCAGUCGAUGUGCGUGUCUGCGGGCUGGCAGGCGCUAGCGUCCUCUCAGAGCCGACUCUCGUCAGACGCCUUUUCCAGCGGCGGCGGUGGGGGUGAGCUGCACUCGUCCUCCUCACUCUGGGGGACACCCAGCUACUCCAGCAGCCUAUGGGGAUCCAGCGCAUGCCCUGAGGGGGGCAAUCGGCUCAGCAGCCCCUCCCCCAUUGCUUCCUUCCUGCCAGUGGAUCACAUGACGGGAAGUGGCGACUCCAUGUAAUGCAUCAAAACACAACACAAAAAACCCUGUGACCUCAGCGUGGCAUAGCUCAUCUGAAUCAUGACUAUAUAGAUUCUUUAUGGAGAAAAAAAAAAUCUAAAGGCACUAGUUUCUUCACUUACAAGCGUAAUAAUAUUAAUCAUAAUAAGGCGGGGUCAACCUGUGGAAGUAAGUUACGACUUUUUGUUUUUGAUUUUUUUUUUUCUCUCUCUGCACAUAUGUCCACUUUGUUUUAGCCCAAAAACAAAAACAUAUCAGUGUGAAUACUUGAAUCAUGCAGGCCAAUACGAUAUAAUGUGAAAGGAUGCGUUUUAAACCUUCCAGGUCGUGCUCUUCAUAGCAGACAUACAGGAAAAACAAAAUCUUUCAGCUUAUUCAUGUUUAUCUGAAUUCCAGUUCUUUUAUUAUUUUUUUAUGUGUUUGUUUGCUGACAAUGUUUGAGCUUUUUUUUUUUUUUCUUUUUUUUUUUUUUUUAACUUUGCACUGAAUGUGGUUUUUCUCAGUAUAUAACUCUGCAAUAUCGAGGGAGCCGACAGUUCCAGUGUAGAUGUUUACUCAAGGAUGUUCUUAAAAUGCGUAUGUGUGUGUUAGCGAGUGUGUGGGGGUGUGUGUGUGUUUGUGUGCAUGAGUGUGUGCGCUCUACUAUGCCUUGACGUACGCCUACCUUAUCGUGGUAUUGUGGAGUCCGAGAUCAAGAUAAAGAUGCUGACCUUUAGGAUUACCUGAUGGUGAUAUUACACGUUAAAUGAGUAUUGCACCGAUUUAUCUCUCUUCUUUCUUUUUUUUUUUGUUUUUGUUUUAAAAGAAAACUAAAGAAUUUAGCAUUCUGCAGUCUAAAGAAACUGUAGCCACAGCUGUGACUCGCAAAAAAAACAGCACUUUGAAGAUAGGCUUUUGAUUACUUUGGUCUUUUUUGGAGGCACCACAUAGGGUUCCUCUUGUUUACAGACUUUCGAGGGGGGAAACGUACGCUCAUUCUUCCUUCAUUUUAAAUGAGAAACAUAAAAUGCACAAAAACCUUUAAAAAAUUAUAAAAUAAGGAAAAAAAAAUUCAUAAAAAAAAAUUAAAUAAAUUUUAAAAACGUUGGAAAAAAAAAAAAAACCUACAGAAACUUGUGGAUGAAGACGAUGCGGUGUAUCUCUGGGAAAUACUGAUCAGUGUUCGGCCAUGCCGUCGGUUAUUCGAUGUAUUCCUGUCGUCUGCUCAAUAACCAGCAUGGUUCUCAGGAAAUAUAGCCAGUUUUUUCCCCUCAAAUAAAAACUCCUAAUUGUAGGAAAAAUCAACUUUUAGCACUGAAACGACUACUUUGGAGCUGAGUGCGUUUAUUUCUCUGCCAAAUACCUGCUUUAAGCUGGAGACAUUCUACACACCGCGCUCAUCAACUGCCCCACUCACUUCCUUUCUCUAAUUCUGCUUCUUACUAUUCUACUCCUCCUUAUUUUUGUUAGUAUUCUCUUAUUACUCCUCUUUGGAUUUGUUUGUUCCCCCCAUCAGUGUUCUCUACUAUUUUUUCCAUAUAUAUAUAUAUUUUUUUCCCUUAUUCUUCAUUUUGCAUUUCAUUCUCUCUCUCUCUUUCCCUGUAUACCUUUACUGACGUUCUACUGUUUCCGUUUCUCUUUCUGUUUUCGUCUCAUCUGUUCUUUUUUCCUCAGUGUUUUUGAGUGUGGUUUGAAAGGAAAGAAAAAGCAGAAACUAUGCAUUUCCUGUAGCUCUGUGACGGAAUUGCUUUUUCUUUUUUCUUUUUUUUUUUUUAAGCUGAAGUUUUCCCAAAAGGCAUUUUGAAAAGCUGAUUGUAGACUAGCCUUCAUUUUUCAGCAUUUGCCACAGACGGCAGUUAGUUCAACUUUUAAGUCACCUACAUUUCAUUAAAUGUGUGUGUGUUUUCUUUUUGUUUCCCGAAGAUGAUGCAACACCGUGGCUUUUUAACUGUUUACAAAUCGAGUAUGAUUGUAACGUGUACAGGUCUCUGAAGUUCUUUUACAAUAUGGAUCAAUCUGGCUGCUCGUGUCAUUACGAUUAUCACUAUUAUUAUUAUUAUUAUUAUUGUGUUCUCCCUUUGGUUUCUCAGCGCUGGUGUGUCGGUGUGUGAACAGCUGGAGCCUCUGAUUGCGCCCUCAGAGGGGAAUGUAACCUAAACACACGCGUUAGUCAUGUACAUAAUAACCAUAUAUCGCAUUGUUGAUGCACAGAGAUGUCAGCAUUAGGCGAAGCCAUGGACCUUAAUGUGUGUGUAAGCUGUUUUAUGCUCCCUAUUGCGUGUGUGUGUGUGAGAGAGAAAGAUAUCCAUGUUUAAACCCGUGAGUAUUAGCCUUUAUUUUGCGACUUUAUGCUGCGUGUGCCAGUAUUGAACCGUUUUAAUAACCGCUUUACCAAAUCGACUUUAAUCAAAAGCUUCUUCGCUGUAUGAUUCCACAUUUCCAUUAAAAAAAAAAAAAAAAAAAUCCUAAAAUGCCUUGCGAUUGCACUUGGUGUGAACAAUCACUGGUGAAAGUGUUUGUCCAUGCAGAGUGUAGCUGUAGAGAGUGAGAGGGUUAUAUUGUGUGUGUGUGUGUGUGUGUGUGUGUCUACAUUACACUUUAACUGUACCCCACAAUACACACACUUACUUUGUGUUACUACUCAUCUGUGUGUGUCCAUGUCCAGUCCCUGGCGACACUUGUUCCCCUUCACACACACACACUUCCUUGAUGUGUGGUGCUCCAGACCCUUUUGCAUGUGCACAUGCAGAUUUAUGUCCACAGUGUCUGUUACACCUCACCCAAGUGUCCAUGACUACAGUCCUCUUAUUUUAGCAUAUUCUAAAUCCUUAUUCUCUAUUUGCUGUGUAUGUAUGUUUGUGGAAAACGCUCAACAAGAACACGCAUCCGCCUAGAGAGGAAUGUGCAUUGUGUUUUUUGUUUUUGUUUUUCUCUUACAAUAAUGCAGAUGAAAUGAGUGUUGGUGCUGGUAUGAUCAGUGUGCAUGCGUGUUCGCUUCGUCUUUAUGUUCAUUUAUUGCUCACUCUCAGACUCUGUGCAGUGUUAAUUCCACUUCACACAUACAUCGUUGCUUUGUUUUGUGCGUGUGAACGAACAGCAGUGCAUCUUCCUCGAUUUUUUUUUUUUUUUUUCCCUCCGUCCCAGUAGACUCACUUCCUUUUUAAACGUGUAUUUUGUUCCUGUGCGUGUUUUUGGCCACAGUCCUCCGUUACACUCAUUACACUCUGACUACAUGCGUCCAUUUCUACACUGCUGUUUACUUCACUCAGUACAUUUAUUAUGUGUGUGUUUAUUAUGGGGAAAAAAAAUAUCCUCUCUGAGCUUUAACAAUGGUUCUGAUUUACGCUCGUUUCCUCCUAUAACUUGCUGACUGAAAUUGAAGAGGGGGGGGGGCGCUUUAGCCACUGAGUUUCUUUCAUUUUUGUCCUAUUGUAUAUGUCGUGUUUAUGUAUGAACGAGAAAACAGUUCUGUAAUCCACUGUCAUGCCAAAUCUAGGGAGAAAGUGCAGGAGGAAAGGGAUUACUCUUUAAAAGCUGGAAUGUGUGUGUGUGUGUGUGCAUUCUAACUGGAUGGCAAUGUACAAUCCCCAUAAUGCAUAAUGGCAGCCGGGUAAACGGGGGUGGGAAGGGGUGUAAUCUGGCAUAGACAUUCUACUUUUGUACUGAAUGAUUUGUUUCUAAUUGAUCCUGUGAGCGAAUCAUCGCUGUGUGUGAGUGUGUGGUGUUUAUUUUUUAUUUCUUUUUAAAACAAAUAUCGUUCCUACUGUUUGCAAUUUUUGACUUUAAACUGUGAGAGCGUCUCGCCGUCGGUUGUUGUCGUUCCGAUUCUCGAUUGACAAAAACCCUAAAAGCUUUAGAAAAAAACCAGCACAAAGAGGCCGAACGAGAAACUCUUCCACCCUGGAGAACAUUCGGAGAACGUCUAUGCAGCGAAGGACGAGGCUUCCAUUAAGAAUAAAUCUGUGUUUAUGCGUAAAUAAUAAAUAGAAUUUAAAAAAAAAAAAAUCCCAAGUGGAAUUUAAAGGGUUUUUAACGAGAAAAAAAAAUCAAAAAAAUCCUUCAAACGCACGUGCCAUGACUGACAUCCGUAUUUCUUUUUGUUUUCUUCUCCAAAAAUAAAAGCGGGCCAGUUGUAGCAGACUUUGGAGCAUUAUUAGCGUUAAUGUUAUUGUUAAAUGUUUGAUUCAGCGACUUCAUGACACUCCUCAGCGGCAAAAGUUUUUAAACUGAAAAUACACCGUUCUGGUUUUACGCUCACACAAACGCGCGCAUCCUCGAUAUGCACACCGCUUCGCUAGGACUGUUUUUGAAAAAUACAAAGAUUUCAAACCGUGGCAGAAAUGACGCGAGCGAGCAGGACGUCUCCUCAGCGUUCCUGCCGUCGUCUUUAGCAUCAAUGUGUUUCGCUUGGGGGAAACUGCACUUUUUUGAAGGACAAUCCUUAUUUGUAACGGUCAUUGUUAACAAUAUUUAGUCGACGAAUAAUUACGAGAACACAAGGUAGAAACUCUUGUAGUGAUGAAUGUUUCCUCUAACGCUGUUUUUAUUUUUCCUCUUUGUUGCUUGGUUUUCGAUUUAAGUGGAAUAAAGCCGUAGAGUAGGUUUUUAGCUCUUUUUUUUUUUGUUGUUGUUGUUGCCUCUACUUGUAGACUGAUUAACUGUUUGUAAUGUUCUGAUCUUAAUAUCAGAAUACAAAGCUGUAUAAACCUGGGUGCAACCCGCAAUAAAUAAAUAAAAAGUCUAACAUUGAA
Hemibagrus wyckioides is the source of this 10462-nucleotide messenger RNA. Its product is annotated as trinucleotide repeat-containing gene 6A protein-like. Gene Ontology annotation, cellular component: nucleoplasm; P-body. Gene Ontology annotation, biological process: miRNA-mediated post-transcriptional gene silencing; positive regulation of nuclear-transcribed mRNA poly(A) tail shortening. The record is from RefSeq and is a predicted model, not a curated record. NCBI's taxonomy places the organism in Eukaryota, Metazoa, Chordata, Actinopteri, Siluriformes, Bagridae. Gene Ontology annotation, molecular function: nucleic acid binding. The coding region runs from base 726 to 5732 and encodes 1668 amino acids. The transcript is spliced from 23 exons.